Dalotia coriaria is the source of this 3405-nucleotide messenger RNA. RefSeq names its product glutamyl aminopeptidase-like. The transcript is spliced from 11 exons. Gene Ontology annotation, cellular component: cytoplasm. NCBI's taxonomy places the organism in Eukaryota, Metazoa, Arthropoda, Insecta, Coleoptera, Staphylinidae. Gene Ontology annotation, molecular function: zinc ion binding; peptide binding; metalloaminopeptidase activity. The record is from RefSeq and is a predicted model, not a curated record. The coding region runs from base 289 to 3186 and encodes 965 amino acids. Gene Ontology annotation, biological process: peptide catabolic process; proteolysis.
GUCGAGUCAGUUGUGGCCGAACAGUCGCGACGUGCGUUUCUUCCACGGAACGCUCACGGUUUUAUUCGCGGCACGUGAAUUUUAUAGCAUUCCGAUACCUACGUGUUGUUUGUUCCCAGUGAUGUGACACAGUCAAUAAAACGUGCUUCGAAUUGUUAUUGUUAGUUUAAACACUUAAAAAUAUAUCAUUGUGUUGUGAAAAAUAUAAAAAGCAGAUUUUAUUCUUUCGAUUAAUUAACAGUGAUGAGUGCUUUAAAUUGGCUUAAAUUUUAAUUGUCCACUCGUGAAAUGUCUUUGUCGGGCAGCGGACGUUCGCGCCGCCGGCGCAGCCUGCAUUUGCAACCGCCGGUCGAAAAAAAGAAGUCUCGCAAGUGUCUGCACUUGCUUAUUUCCUGCUGUGUGUUCUUCUUCAUUUUGAGCGCCUGUUUGAUAGCUGCACUCGUUUUCAUCGGCAAGCAUUUCUACUACAACGAUGUGCGAUUUCAAGUUGGUCCGGACGCGGCUGUAAGAGACAAUGAAGCCAAUUCCGCCGCGAUCAACGCAAAGAAGAUGAACAUGACACGCUUGCCGCGAAACGUGAUACCGUCGCGGUAUGAUUUGACCAUGCGACCACACUACGACGAUGGUGUUUUCGCCAAUUUCGACGGUUCGGUGAAUAUCACCGUGCGAAUUGUUGAUGAAAACGUAACUAGUGUAAUCUUGCACAGCAAGUUCAAUAAGAUUCGCAAGGUGCAGAUGCAUCAAUUGCACGCUGGCGGCGGCGGUGAGAGCCGUGUCGACGUGCACGAAUUUCGACUGAACGUGAUCGAUGAGACGCUCACCAUUUACCCAGGUCGCGAUCUCUACGUCGACGAGGUGUUCAAAAUUCACGUACAAUUCGAUGGGAAUUUACGCGAUCGCGUCGGCUUUUAUCGCAGCUCGUACUUUGAUAAGGAGAAGAAACUCAAGAGGUCGAUUGCGACAACGAAAUUCGAACCGACUUACGCGCGCCAGGCAUUUCCAUGCUUCGAUGAACCGAACCUGAAGGCCAACUUCAGCAUUCACAUUAUCAAGCCCAAAGACUCCGAUUACAUCGCGCUAUCUAACAUGCCCGUCAAAAGUGAGACUGAGGUUGAAAAUGGUAUCCGAGUGUCCUUUGAGGAAAGCGUGAAGAUGCCCACCUAUCUAGCGUGUUGGGUCGUCAGUGACUUUAAGUCGCGAAACGACGUGAUCACCUCGCCGAACUUCGCAGACAUUCCGUACCGUGUGUUUGCCACACCGGCGCAAUUGGCGAAGACCGAGUACGCUGCGUUUGUCGGCAAAAAGGUCAUGGAGUUCUACUUGGAUUACUUUCAAAUUCCGUUCCCGCUGCCCAAGCUAGACAUGCUCGCAAUUCCUGAUUACUCGUCCGGCGCGACAGAGCACUGGGGCAUCGUCACCUACAGGGAAACCUCGCUCCUCUUCGACAAGAACAUUUCAUCGUCUGUGAAUCAGAGGCGUGUUGCCACCGUUGUCGCGCACGAAUUGGCGCACAGUUGGUUUGGAAAUUUAGUUACAAUGGAUUGGUGGAAUGACAUCUGGCUAAAUGAAGGUUUUGCUUCCUACAUUGAAUAUAAAGGUGUUGACGCAGCUCAUCCUGAUUGGAAAAUGUUGGACCAAUUUGUACUUGAUGACCUCCACAAUGUGCUAAAACUGGAUGCAACAUUGGCUUCCCACCCGAUUGUUCAACAAGCGACCACCCCCGAUGAGAUUACUUCUCUGUUUGACACGAUAUCCUACAGUAAGGGCGCAUCAAUUCUACGCAUGAUGGAGAACUCCAUCAGCAAUGAAACUUUCCAACAAGGUGUCACCAAUUAUCUAAAGAAGUAUGCGUUUUCCAAUGCUGUUACUCAAAAUCUUCUUGAUGAGUUUCAAAACUUGGUCGCCGAUAAUCUUAAUCUGACCGAGUAUUUGAAUACAUGGACUGUUCAGAUGGGCUUCCCAAUUUUGAAUGUUGUGAAAACCGAAGAUGGUUAUUUCCGCCUAACUCAAAAACGUUUCCUGACUGAUCCCAAUGCUGUUGAUAACGCAACUACUCCGUUCAAAUACAAGUGGACCAUACCCGUCACGUACUUCACUGAUGAAGAUCCCGUGGAGAAGUUGGCGUGGUUUAAUCAUGCUGAUUCUCAUGUGGACAUUAAUGCUACUGGAAAAUUUGUCAAAUUCAACUCUCGCCAAGUUGGUUACUAUCGUGUAAAUUACGAACCAGAGGUUUGGAACACUCUGAUUGAAAACAUCAAUGAGUUGUCAAUCGCCGAUCGCGCUCAUCUUCUGGAAGAGACUUUCCGAAUUGCCGAAGCCAGCCAAAUUUCCUACGACAUUCCUCUAAACUUGUCUAAAUAUAUGCGCGAAGAAAUGGAGUACCUUCCUUGGGCUGUUGCGCAAACGAUGCUCACAGAAUUGAAGACUUAUUUGCUCUCGUCGAAGUCUUUCACCGAUUACAAACAAUAUGUGAUUGACUUAGUGAUGCCAGCAGUCAACAAUUACUCUUGGAACGAGACUGAAGAAGAUAAUCACCUAACACGUCUGGUACGUUCGAAAGUUCUGGCUCUUGCGUGCUCCAUGGAGGAACAAAGUUGUUUGGAGGAAGCGAGGAGCCGCCUGCAAAAGUAUCUUUACGAAGGUGUGAAACCAUCGCCUGACUUGAAAGACUUGGUCUACAAAUAUGGUAUGGUGAACGGUAAUAAGCAAGAUUGGGAAAAACUGUGGAACAAGUUUACUGAUGAAACGGAUGCUGGUGAGAAACUUUCUUUGCUGGCGGGUUUGGCUGCCAUUAAGGACGAAUCAUUAAUACAUCGAUUGCUCGAUUUGGCUAAGGAUGACACUUACAUCCGGAAACAGGAUUACCCUUCGGCUAUUUCAUAUAUGUCUAAUAAUCCAGUGGGAACUCAAAUUGUUUGGAUUUAUUUCCGAGAGAAUUGGAAUGUAUUAGUUGAUCGUUUCGGACUGAAUGACAGAUAUCUGCAUAACAUGAUCCCUGCCAUUACUGCCAAAUUCACCACGAACACCCAAAAAGAAGAGUUGUUGGCGUUCUAUGUGGCAAAUCCAGAAGCCGGAUCCGGUGCAGCAGCAAGAAAAAGGGCUCUGGAAACUGUUAACAAUAACAUUAAUUGGCUACGGCGCAACAAAGAAUCUGUUGAGAGUUGGAUUGAAAAUAAUAAACAUUGAGGUAAUGACAAUACGAGUCAAUGCCGCAUGUUUUCGACAUUAAGAAUUUUAUAUUGCCGAUGGCGUGCGAAAACAGUUUCUAUCAAGCAAAAGCCCAAUUGGUAUGAUUAUGGCUUCUUUCACUUGCAUUGUGAUGUUUACCCAGCCCAAAAAUGUAUUUUUAUAGUCUUGUAAUUUGUAUGAAUUGCAAUAUAAGUAUACCUAAUAUUUUAUUUAAAA